AUGAUAUGGUUGAGUGCACUAAUUUAUUUCAAUAUUCUGUUACAAAACUGUCAAUGUGAAGUACCACUGGUAGUAACAACUUGGGGAGCUGAUGGCUUUCAAUCUGCUACCAGAAAAGCAUUUUCGACACUAACAAAAACAUAUGAUAGGAUGAAAUCAUUAUUGAAUGGUUUAACAGAAUGUGAACAAUUACAAUGUGAUGGAAGUGUUGGGUAUGGUGGUUCACCAGAUGAAACAGGUGAAACUCGACUUGAUGCACUCAUUUAUGAUGGUUUGAAUCAUGAAAUGGGCGCUGUUGCUUCAUUACCAAAUAUCAAGGAUGCAGCACGUGUAGCUUAUGCAGUAAUGAAAUACACCAAGCAUUCAAUUUUGGUCGGUGAACAUGCAGCCAAUUUUGCUCUCGAAAUGGGCUUCAAAUAUGAAUCAUUGUAUACCAAUACUUCCUAUGCUGAGCAUCACAAAUGGAUCAAACAUAAUUGUCAGCCAAAUUACCGAAAAAAUGUAUCACCUGAUCCGACCAAAUCUUGUGGUCCAUAUAAACCUACCAAUGAUAAAGAUAAAUUAGCAUACUCUGAUGUGGCAAUCACUGAUCUACCAGAAAAGUUUAGUCAUAAAAAUGCUUAUCAUCGUAAUCAUGAUACUAUUGGUAUGAUUGUUGUUGAUUUUGAAAACAAUAUUUCUUCUGGUACAUCGACUAAUGGUGCUAAUCACAAAAUUCCCGGGCGGAUUGGUGAUUCACCAAUACCAGGUGCUGGUGCAUAUGCUGAUAAUGAUAUCGGUGGUGCGGUGAGUACCGGCGAUGGUGAUAUUAUGAUGAGAUUUGUUCCUAGCUUUCAAACAGUUCACCAUAUGCGUGAAGGUAAAAUGCCCGCAGAAGCUGCUGAAAUAACAAUUCGUGCAAUUUCUCGCAAAUAUCCGAAUUUUAUGGGUGCGAUUGUUGCAGUUGACAAAAAGGGUAACUUCGGUGCUGCAUGUCAUGGCAUGAAGUUUUUCAAAUUUUGCAUGCAAAAUCAGUAUUUGAAAAAAGUUAAAGUUAUACCUGUGAGAUGUAUAUAG
Messenger RNA from Brugia malayi, 1056 nucleotides. RefSeq names its product N(4)-(Beta-N-acetylglucosaminyl)-L-asparaginase, putative. Gene Ontology annotation, biological process: protein deglycosylation. Gene Ontology annotation, cellular component: lysosome. The record is from RefSeq and is a predicted model, not a curated record. NCBI's taxonomy places the organism in Eukaryota, Metazoa, Nematoda, Chromadorea, Rhabditida, Onchocercidae. The transcript is spliced from 8 exons. The coding region runs from base 1 to 1056 and encodes 351 amino acids. Gene Ontology annotation, molecular function: N4-(beta-N-acetylglucosaminyl)-L-asparaginase activity.